Fundulus heteroclitus (mummichog) is the source of this 1388-nucleotide messenger RNA. RefSeq names its product proteasome 26S subunit, non-ATPase 6 (gene psmd6). Gene Ontology annotation, molecular function: protein binding. Bases 120 to 1289 code for a protein of 389 amino acids. Gene Ontology annotation, biological process: proteasome-mediated ubiquitin-dependent protein catabolic process. Gene Ontology annotation, cellular component: proteasome regulatory particle. The record is from RefSeq and is a predicted model, not a curated record. The transcript has 8 exons. NCBI's taxonomy places the organism in Eukaryota, Metazoa, Chordata, Actinopteri, Cyprinodontiformes, Fundulidae.
UUCAGUGUUUUCCGUAGUCAUCGUCGCAUAAGCGGGGCGACGGCAGAGUGGACUGCAUCUACACGAUAAAAAACAAAUAGUCUCCUGUUUAGUCGCUUGCCUGCUUACCGAGAGACAAGAUGCCGCUGGAGAACCUGGAGGAGGAGGGUCUGCCCAAGAACCCCGAUCUGAGGAUAGCUCAGCUCAAGUUUCUGCUCACAAUGGACGGCCACCGACAGGACGAGAAAGUGAAGACCGAGCUAAUGGAUGCUAUCAAAGCUAACAGCAUGGCUCCGUACUACGAGGGUCUGUGCAAGGAGCUGAAGUGGCCGCUGGACUCGGAGCUGCUGAGCAAAAUGAAAAAGGCCAACGAGGAGGAGCUGAAGCGCCUGGACGACGUGCUGGAGGAUGCCGAGAAGAACCUGGGCGAGAGCGAGAUCCGGGACGUCAUGAUGGCGAAAGCCGAGUAUUUAAUCCGAAUUGGGGAUAAGGAGGGCGCUCUAACAGCUUUCAGGAAGACGUACGACAAGACGGUGGCUCUGGGCCACAGGCUGGACAUCGUCUUCUACCUGCUGAGGAUCGGACUCUUCUACAUGGACAGCGACCUCAUCACGCGCAACUCUGAAAAAGCCAAGAGCCUGAUCGAGGAGGGCGGGGACUGGGACCGGAGGAACCGCCUGAAGGUGUACCAGGGCCUCUACUGCGUGGCCAUCAGGGACUUCAAGCAGGCUGCAGAGCUCUUCCUGGACACCGUCUCCACCUUCACCUCGUACGAGCUCAUGGACUACAAGACCUUCGUCACGUACACGGUUUACGUCUGCAUGAUCGCCCUGAAGAGGCCCGACCUCCGGGAAAAGGUGAUCAAAGGAGCGGAGAUCCUGGAGGUGCUGCACAGCCUCCCGUCCGUCCGCCAGUAUCUGUUCUCCCUCUACGAGUGCCGUUACUCCGUCUUCUUCCAGUCGCUGGCCCUGGUGGAGCAGGAGAUGAAGAAGGACUGGCUGUUUGCCCCGCACUACCGCUACUACGUGAGGGAGAUGAGGAUCCAGGCCUACAGCCAGCUGCUGGAGUCCUACCGCUCCCUCACGCUGGGAUACAUGGCCGAGGCCUUCGGAGUCAGCACCGAGUUCAUCGACCAGGAACUGUCCCGGUUCAUAGCCGCCGGACGCCUGCACUGUAAAAUUGAUAAAGUGAACGAGAUCGUGGAAACCAACAGACCUGACAGCAAAAACUGGCAGUACCAGGAAACCAUCAAAAAGGGCGACCUGCUGCUCAACAGAGUCCAGAAGCUGUCCCGGGUCAUCAACAUGUAGUCACGGCGACCAGCUUUCCUCUUUGGUUCAUCCAAACCUGUUAUUUGUCUGACAGAGUGGCUUAUAUUGUGUAUAUAAUAAAACCUGUUUACCUAAAAA